AUGAUAUUCAGUGUUGUUACUAAGACUGGAUCAAAAUUAUUUCCCAAACAUGAUUUAACAAAUUCAUUGUUGAAUAAAGAACGUCUAUCAUUCAGUGCAGCUGUUUUGAUGUCCCUCUUUGGACUUGGUUUAUCAGUAUUUAGUACCAAUCAAAUUCUACUCGCCUCAUCAUCUGCACGACCAAUUCUGUCAUCCAAAUCCCCGUGA
Molecule: messenger RNA, 207 nt
Organism: Adineta ricciae
Lineage: Eukaryota; Metazoa; Rotifera; Eurotatoria; Adinetida; Adinetidae
Source: the annotation of a GenBank genome assembly